GCAUUUUGCCAUUCUCUUUCUGUAUCAGCAUGCGAAGAUCAUAGUCGUUAAAUUAUUAUAACUUCAGAUGUCUGUCUCUCGUCAACUUUUACAGCCUCGGGCUGGAAUAUAUCGAGCUGUAAAUCACACUUCAGGAAUUGCACAAUGCCGUGGAGCAGCUUUGAGGAAUACGCCUCUAUUCUCUUUUUCUAGAACGUUUACUGCAGCUCGUCGAUUAUGUAAUGCGGAGAGUAGGCACUUUCCCACUCUCUCUUCAAAAGAUUUAGCUAACCUUACACUACAGCUACUAUUCCUCCACCUCCGCAACCCUCUUUUCUUUUACGAACUCUCACUUUCUUUGGAAUAGCCAUUGUCUUCACAUCCGUAGGCUUCUCAAUAGCUGCCUAUCCAGCUUUCAAGGCAGCCAAUUCCAUACUCAAUCCUCCGUCCGAUGAGGAAUCGAUCAAAUUAUACACACCAACCGAUGCGAAAUCUCUAGAAGUCGAAGCAUACAUAAAUAAUCAUCCACUCGUAAAAGAACUACGAUCUCGACCUGAGAUUACAGAAUCAAGACCACAUUUGAAAAUCCCUGAAUCACAAAGAGGACACAAUCUUACAGGUGGAACAUUGAUGGGAUCUGGACGUGUUCAAGUGCCACCAUAUGUAUGGACUGAAGCAGGAGGUAAAUCCCUCGUGUCAAUCUCCUACCUGGGAGAAGAUCUAUGUGGACAUCCAACCAUUGUACAUGGAGGAUUUCUAGCUACAAUGCUAGAUGAGGGGUUAGGACGAUGUUGUUUUGGAGCAUUGCCAAAUAGGAUUGGUAUGACGGCUACUUUGACGGUCAAUUAUAGGGCUCCCACGCCUGCGAAAACAUUUGUUGUAUUGAGAGCGGAGACUACAAAAGUAGAAGGAAGAAAGGCUUGGGUUGAGGGAAGAAUUGAGACUUUAGUUGGGGAGGGUGAGACGCCGAAAGUUCUAUGUGAGGGGAGUGCCCUCUUUAUUGAACCUAGACAAGCCAAGGUGAGUUUGAAAGGCUGUAAUAGUGUUGUCAUGAAUGCUAAUGAGGUUUUAGAUGAUGGCUAGAAUAUACCCGGCUACAUAAAAUGUUGGAAGACGCAUUCUCAGUCCAAGGACAGAAGAGACGAAAAUGUCAAUAUAGAAAGCGGAUUCACGUAAAGGUUAAGUAUUCUAGGUCUGGAUAUAAGAUUAGACAAGUGUGAGAUCUAGAUAUUACUAGACUACUAGAAUAGAACAAUAUAAUUUCAUGACCAU
Sclerotinia trifoliorum is the source of this 1251-nucleotide messenger RNA. The record is from the annotation of a GenBank genome assembly. NCBI's taxonomy places the organism in Eukaryota, Fungi, Ascomycota, Leotiomycetes, Helotiales, Sclerotiniaceae.